Aspergillus heteromorphus CBS 117.55 is the source of this 2006-nucleotide messenger RNA. RefSeq names its product 3-deoxy-7-phosphoheptulonate synthase class II. The coding region runs from base 238 to 1743 and encodes 501 amino acids. Gene Ontology annotation, molecular function: 3-deoxy-7-phosphoheptulonate synthase activity. The transcript is spliced from 6 exons. Gene Ontology annotation, biological process: aromatic amino acid biosynthetic process. NCBI's taxonomy places the organism in Eukaryota, Fungi, Ascomycota, Eurotiomycetes, Eurotiales, Aspergillaceae. The record is from RefSeq and is a predicted model, not a curated record.
UUGGAGUUGAGUAUCUGUUGAUAGUCAUACUCCGUACUACCCCGACUUUCGGUCUGCAGUGGGGAAAUCCACAUCCACAUCCACAUCCACAUCCAUAUCCACAUCCACUUGUCCGGUUGACGGUUGACGGUUGACGGUUGACGGUUGACGGUUGACGUGCUUGGCGUCGAUCUACCAUCUCAUAUCAUCACUUCGUACCGUACAUUCAAUCAGGUUCCGAUUUCAAUUCCAAUUCCAAUGUCGACAACCACGAGCACAGCUAUGGAUGGUACUAGUGCUGGUGCUGGUGCUAGUGCGGACGCUUGGUCCCCGAGCUCCUGGACCUCCAAACCCAUCAAGCAAGAUGUCGUCUAUGAUGAUGCAGAAGGCGUGCAGGCUGCGCUGGAGAAAUUGCAAAAGUUGCCUCCGUUGGUGACUACCCAGGAGGUCAAUAAUUUGAAGAAGAGCUUGAAGAAUGUCGCCCUGGGGAAGGCGUUUGUUCUGCAGGGUGGCGACUGCGCCGAGCUAUUCGACUACUGCAACCAGGACAUGAUCGAAGCGAAAGUCAAGCUGCUCCUGCAGAUGAGUCUGGUCCUGAUUUGGGGCGCCAACAAGCCCGUCGUCCGCAUCGCCCGAAUUGCUGGCCAAUUCGCCAAACCCCGCUCCAGCCCCAUGGAAACCGUCAACGGGGUCGAAAUGCCCUCCUUCCGCGGCGACAACAUCAACGGGUUCGACGCGACGCCCGAAUCGCGACGCCCGGACCCAUCGCGGCUGGUGUCCGCAUACUUCCACUCCGCCGCAACCCUCAACUACCUGCGCGCGUCGCUCUCCUCGGGCCUCGCCGACCUGCACUCCCCGCUAGACUGGGGCCUGGGGCACGUCAUCACGCCCUCCAUCCGCGAGAAAUACACCAAGAUCGUCAACCGAGUCAAAGACGCCCUGCGAUUCAUGCAGACCGUCGGCAUCGACACCGACCGCGGCGUCGAGACCGUCGACGUCUACACCAGCCACGAGGGCCUCCUCCUCGAAUACGAACAGAGUCUCGUCCGACUUCUCAAGAACCCCCUUCCAUCGCCGUCCCCAUACACCAUCACCAACAACCCCUUCUCGGCCACCACCCCUCCCCCUCCCCAACCCCAGCCCGCCACGACCCUGCCCCUCAAAUCCUACUACGCCACCUCCUCCCACUUCCUCUGGAUCGGCGACCGCACACGACAACUCAACGGCGCGCACCUCGAAUUCUUCCGCGGCCUCGCCAACCCGAUCGGCAUCAAAAUCGGCCCCAGCAUCACCCCCACCGAACUCAUCACCCUCCUCGACACCGUCAACCCGUCCCGCGAGAUCGGCAAAGUCACCCUGAUCUCCCGGUACGGCGCGUCCAAAAUCUCCACCUAUCUCCCCGCGCACAUCGCGGCCGUGCAAUCCUCCGGCCACAUCCCGGUGUGGCAAUGCGACCCGAUGCACGGCAACACGCAGACCACGCCGUCGGGCAUCAAGACGCGGCACUUCAGCGACAUCUUGUCCGAGCUGAAGCAGGCGCUGGAGAUCCAUCGCUCCUGCGGCAGUUUCCUGGGCGGCAUGCAUCUGGAGUUGACCGGGGAGGCCGUUACGGAGUGUGUGGGUGGUGCGGCCGGGUUGACGGAGGAGGGGCUCAGCGAGAGGUAUACCACGUUUUGUGAUCCGAGGUUGAAUGAGAAGCAGGCGUUGGAGUUGGCGUUUUUGGUCGCGGGGUUUUAUAGGGAGGUGGAUGAUGAGGUCGUUUGAUUUGAUUUUAUCAUCUUCCUGUUUCUUCUGUGGGUAGUGUGUUUAGUAUUUGUUCAAUUGGGGGGGUUUUUAAAGAAGGAAGGGGGGACCGUCCUGGCAGUCGGGUUGGUUCAGUUCGGGUUGAUUUUCGGGUCGAUCAUGCAUGCUAUACCGAGUUCUUUAUUACCUACUAGUAGGUAGGAUGCCUGUGUACCCGGUGAAAAUCUGAAAAUAGUCAAGAGUGGUUUCUCAUAUUUACUUCAACUACAGAGAAACUAUCACUG